AUGAAUAAUAUUCCACGUCCACUUUAUAUCUUUAGAGGACAUGAGGUACAAAUUAGUUAUAUUCAUUUUUUUAAAAAAAAUAAAAAUCUUGCAACUUGUGAUGCUAAUGGUUGGGUUAUAAUUUGGAAUGUUUUUACUAGGAGGCCAAUUAUAGUUUGGAGAGCACACUUAGACUCAGUACUUACUUGUCAUUAUUGGAAUGAUAAUUAUUUUAUUACACAUGGAAGAGAUAAUAAAAUAUAUAUUUGGCAGCUUGAGUUUGAAUAUGAAGAGGGUUUAGAAAUAUACCUUCCAAUUGACCAAAAAGAAGAAUAUCAAAAAAAACCAUGGAUGGUUUAUAGUCUUAAUAUUAAUUCUUUAAAUUAUUGUUCUUUUUCUGUAUGUGAUAAAGUAUUAAAAAAAUUAGAAGAUGAUGUAAAGGAUGAAAUUUUUAUGGCUGUUCCUAAUUCAAAUAAAAAUGAAUUGAUAGAUAUUUAUGUUUUGCCCAAUUGUCAGUUGGUAUAUUCUGAAAUAGGUUCUACUAAAGAAACCACUGGAAUAAUAAUGAGUCUUUGUAUAUAUUAUCGACAAAAAUUGUCUUACAAGACUUUAGAAAUUUCUGCUGGUUUUGAGAGUGGGCAUGUAGGUGUUUUUCUGUUUUCUCCAGUUCAUCAAGUAUGGGAAACUAAAUAUUUAUUUAAAGUGCAUACAGAACCAGUUUUAUCGAUACAUUGUGAUCCACAUUAUGAAUUUCUUAUUUCAUCUGGUAGUGAUUCAUUUGUUGUAAAAUAUUAUCUUGAUUCAGAUUCGGAUAAUAUACUAAAAUUUAAAACACGACAUGUUGGACAACAAUCUCUUAGGAUUCGUUCUGAUGCUAAAAUAUUUGCAACUGCUGGUUGGGAUGGUAAGGUUAGAGUAUAUUCGUGUAAUACGCUCUCUCAAUUAGCUGUAUGUAAAUGGCAUGAGACUGGAUGUUAUUCUAUUGCUUUUUCAGAAAUAAUCCCUAAACAUUACAAGAUACUAGGAUCAUUUGAAAAAAACAAACAACUAGAACGAUCAGAAAAGCAUUGGUUAGCAGCAGGUGGAAAAGACGGGAAGGUAUCAUUAUGGGAAAUUUGUUAA
Molecule: messenger RNA, 1101 nt
Organism: Pneumocystis jirovecii RU7
Lineage: Eukaryota; Fungi; Ascomycota; Pneumocystomycetes; Pneumocystales; Pneumocystaceae
Exons: 7
Coding region: 1-1101 (366 amino acids)
Molecular function (GO): protein binding
Source: RefSeq, a predicted model, not a curated record